GGAAACCCUGGCUGUUCUCCACCUGCAGUGAAAACAUUGAUGAUCAAUUAUCAAAGCAGGUCUGAUCUAGAAUAUAUUCGCAAGAAUGACUUCUUCCAUCCCCGCCAGCAUCGUCUCCGACACGGAGUUGAUGAAGAACCAAAAGUAUGCCAGCGUCAUGGACCCUGCUCACCAGUUUGAUGUGCUGCAAAACCAAGAUGGAACCUCCCUUUUCUUCUCCAUCGGCGCCGAUGAAGUUUUGUACGCUACUCGAGAGACCGCGGCAUCUCAAACUGGCUGGAUCAAAUAUGAUAUCUCAAGCUCCCUUGCCGGCAGAUUUGCGCAAAAGACAAUUGCCGCCAAGCAGUUCGCUGCGACUCAGAGUCCACGUUCCACAAGUAGUGUGGACUUGGCCCUUGUCACUAGCGUCAAUGGGAAUGAUUCUCUUUACAUAGCUCUGGAUGUUCCCAAUACUCCGGAAACGUGGGAAAGUUUUCCUUACUGGGUGGAUGCUUCAUUCGAUGCCCAAGGCAGAGCACCACCUCUCCCGUUUACUAUAGCUGACGUAUAUCUGAUGAACAUCCCUGAGACGGGAGUACUAUGUUUUGCCGAUGUGAUAAGAAACCCGGCCGAUAACACCCAGGUGGUAGAUCGAUAUUACAUCGAUGUCAACUCAUCCCCGAAGUGGACCUUCCACCCCCUACCGGAUGAUAUCAGUGCCGGUUCUGUGGUUAGUUGCUUAGGCAAGCGACCUGAGGAUCCGGUCGGUGGCAUCUACACCUUCGGAUUCAUUGGGUCCAAUCAGGAUCUGAUCUAUACGCCCGCAGCGACCAAGGACAACCCCUUCCCCGAAAGCAUUCAUUUGGUGAUACCGCCUCAGGCCACGACUAUUGCGUCCAUGUUAGACUCUUCUGGGAACACUUUUCUGUUCACUAUAUGGCCCUUGACCGCUACAAUCUGGGUGUUCAAACCAGACCAGCAACAUAACGGCGACUAUGCGGAACUAGCAGUCGACUCGAAUUUCUUACGUCAAACUAACAUCCUAUACGGCACACAGACCCUCACUGCGACAAGUGCCGGUGGUCGCACAGUGCUCUGGGGUCUUAACAGCUCGUCAGAACUAUACAGUCUAUCGUGCCCGUCUGGGUCCGAAACAGACCCAAGUAAAUGGUCCAACCCCGUGCCGAUCUGCUACGAUGUCCUCCAAUUCGCACAUUACCUGAAUGCCUACCAAAAUGCGGCGAACAGCGUUUUGUUCGCUCAAACCUCCGAGGACCAGUUGAUGCAACUGACACAGAAUCCGAACACCUCAAUCUGGGCCGAACGCAGCGUACUCCUACCUGCAGAUAACGUCAACUCGAUGAUUGAAUUCAACAGCUACACUAGUCACAUCAAGGUUGCAGAUACCAACGGCAUGGGAGUCCCUAACUAUCCUGUUUCCCUCAGCUCCUCCAGUCCCACUUCAGUAAAUGUCAACGAUGUCUACAUGAUCCUCCGGCCUGAUGAGAUGAUCCAAAUCUUGACAAAUUCGGCCGGCGCUGUCACUAUCAUCGAGGAGACACAGACACUGUCAGGUACAACGAUCAAUGUCACGGUCAGCGUGAACGGUCAGAACAUAGUUGAGAUAAUCGACCCGCAUGACAACGUCUGCCAGCGACUGUCAACCGUCACUUCAUAUGAAAGUCUGCUUGCGGCGACUGUGACUGACUCCAAUGGAGUGACCUACCCCCUUGUGCCCAUGUCAUCGGUGGCGUUGGACCAAUUGUUAUUUGCAGCAGACGAGUUCAAAACCCUACUGGACAUCAAACCGCAGCUACUUGUCAAUGGUAUCGCGAAAAAGAAGCCGGCAUUCAUGACUGAUGGACCCGCGAAAAGCGGUCCCUCCAGCCAAAGCAUUGGCAGCUGGUUCAAGCUUCUAUGGGGUGACAUGGUGCGGUGGUUUAAGAAAGCGUGGAAUACUGUCAAGAGGGCCUAUACCCAGAUCAUUGACGGGGUAUGGCACUUUAUUGUCGAGGUUGGAGAGGAUAUAUAUUCCGCAGUGAUUGAUACCGUGGCGGCUGUUGUUGGCGCAGCAGAGUACGUAUUCAACCAGAUUGCAGUUGCUUAUGACGAAAUUGUCAAAUACUUGGGCUUCCUUUUCAAUUGGGACGACAUCAAGCGCACCCACUUCGUCGUUAAAAACAUUCUCAAGUUAUCUGCCCAGCAGGUGACCAACUCAAUUACCGACAUUGAAGAUGGAAUCAAAAGCUCAUUCGCCACAAUCCAAGAGAAGGUCGACCAAUGGAGCGAUCUCCCGGAUUCUGGCCAGACAAUUGGCCAGCUGCAAGCAUCGCAGUCAAGUGUCCCGUCUAGUGACAGCCCACAGGCAAAUUGGGCGCUGCACCAUGCCACAAGCAAUCUACAGAAUGCACAGUCAGAUCAUGACCCCAAAGUACCAGUUACGAAGGAGCUAGAAACUGCCUUCAAAGACCUGUCCAACUUGAUGACCACGGAGGAGGGAGAUAUCAUCGCCAUGAUAAACAGCCUUGUGGAUGUUGUCAAGGACUUUGCAUCACUGAGCGCAACACAGCUAUUCGAGAAAAUCGCCGGAAUUAUAGUCGACUUUGUUCUGAAUACGGUCGAGAAUUGUGUGUUAACGCUACUGGAUCUAACUAAGCUGUUCACUGAAGCGUUUUUCGCCGUCCUCGACGCACCUUUGGAUAUCCCCAUUCUGUCUCCCAUUUACAAGGAUAUUACCGGUGAUCAGCUCAGCUUUUUGGAUCUCGUCUGUCUCAUUGGUGCAAUCCCAGCAACCGUCAUCUACAAGGCAAUCACCAAUACCGCUCCCUUCGCGGCAAACGAUCUCACCAACCAGUUGAUCACGGCGCCCGACUAUGCUGCACUUCGCAAUAUCUUCGAAACAUCACAGCCUACCUCGGAGCAGCAAAAUGCGUAUGCGAAAUACAUGGCCAUCGCAGGUGGAGGAAAGUUAGUGGCGGUUGACAAGGCCGAGGUAUUCAACAUCUGCACCGAAGUGUCCAACCUCGUGGGGUUCACAUGCAGCUGGAUCGUUGAUUUGUGCUCGGUUCUUAAGUUUGCAGGAGAGACCCAAACCAAAACAGUACAAGGCAUCAGCAUGGUGUCUUACCUGGGGUAUGUCAUGCCAGACAUAAUGGGCGGGCUUCAAACCAGCCGGACUUGGUACAAUGGUCUAAAUUGGGGUAUAACCGGGGUCAGCAUCCUCAAGGUCGGGGUUGACAAUAUCCUCACAGAUGAGACUUAUCAAGAUACCAUUGGGCCGCUCGUGGAGGCCGGACUCAAUGUGGCCUGGGUUGUGCCCGCUAUUGGCGACUUCGUUGAGAACAAUCGAACGAGAAGCGCUAAAGAUACCUACGCGGGCAACAUCUUGUUUGAUCUUGGCGGCAUAAUGGCCCCGGGCACCUCCAAGUCUCUUGUCGGCCCGGAGGCGGCAGCAGUUUUUUUGGCCGUCCAGAGUGCUUUGACUGCAGGAUACGGGAUUUGCUGCUUGAUGACGACGGAUGAUAUGGCUAAUGGGGACUAAUCUAGUCAGUCGCAUUGGAC
Molecule: messenger RNA, 3540 nt
Organism: Penicillium brasilianum
Lineage: Eukaryota; Fungi; Ascomycota; Eurotiomycetes; Eurotiales; Aspergillaceae
Source: the annotation of a GenBank genome assembly